UACAAGGAACACCAAAAAAGAAAACAAAAAACAUGCACAGACUACUAAAAUCUAUUUAAUUUAUACUUUUUGCAUAAAACCUCAUUUUGGGGCCGAAAAUACUUUAUUUUUAGUUCUCAUUUGAGUUAAAAUGUCGAGUGGGAGUGGUGCGGGCGCUCCGCCCCAGGGUGGCGUGGUCAGGAGCAGCGCGUUGUCCUUUGUUGCGUCUGCGCAGCCCGCGACAACAGCUGACAACGUUCCCGGGGCUCCGGAUAUGAAUCGGGAACAGGUAGCUCAAACAGAUCGCCUGGUCCCGGCAGGAUUGACAGCGCUAUGUGAAGCAUGCUCCAGACUGUAUCCUGACCAGCCGAACCCUUUACAAGUUACUACUAGACUCAAGUACUGGCUGGGUGGCCAUGAUCCUCUGGACUAUAUCAGCAUGUAUUGGAACCCGGGCAAGCCAGAGGAGCAAAUACUGCCACAUUGGCAUUAUGUCAGUUUCGGAGUAUCAGACCUGCACGGUGACGGGCGCGUGCACCCUCCGCCGGACAUGUCACCGGGCGCUCCGUCAGGGUACGGCUUCGAGCUGACGAUGCGACUGUCUGCCGAGGAGGGAGUCACUCAGCCUCCUCUCUGGCCGGCCGCGCUACUGCAGGCGUUGGCCAGAUAUGUCUUUACUACAGGUAACAAGCUAUGCGCCGGCGACCACAUAACAUGGCACCGCGCCCUGGACGGGGGCGCGGGGGCGCCGCGCUCCCGUCUGCGACACCUACUCGUCGCCACGGACCCACAACUGCCCACUACACACACUCCACACGGUACUGUCACGUUUUUACAGAUAGUAGGAUGUACCGGUAGAGAGCUGAAGGCAGCUCAGCGAGGGUCCGGCUUCGAAGUACUGAAGCUGAUCAGUGAAGACCCCAAAUGUGGCGGGGGUUGGCUAGUGACCCGCAUGUCGCGUCGCACGUCGUGUGUGGGGGCGCGGGCCCCCGUGGUCGCGGGAGGGGUGCCCGCCACGCUGGCCGGGGUCUCCGCCGCGCUGCGCUGGGGGGCUUGGAGCCCUCAACCCUCAGAACAACCGGCAUCCCCGUCCCCCCUCCCCCCGUCAGUGGAGCAACAGAUCAAGGACACACUACAACGCGGACUCAGCUCCAUGACUGACAGGAGCGGACCUGAAGGACACAUGUCGACGGACAGUUUCGAGAUGUCGAGCAUGGAGCGAGCGCUACCGCAUAUACCGGAGCUCAUGGAGGGCUCGUGGCGCGGUGACAGCGACGUGCAGUACUUGGAAGGAGUGCACAUCAUGCUCAAUGCUGAGGGAGCCAGUCUACUGCCGCUGGCUAUCGACGGGCGCAUCCUGGCCGGCAGCCACUUCACGUGGCGCGGGCGGGGCUCCGCCCUCACGCUGGUGGCCGCCGGCGUCCCGGGCUCCAAGGUACACGCCGCCAGGCCCUACACCGCCUGCGCUGCGUGGUUGCAGGUGUUAAUCCCAAAGGACUUAGCUCUAGACAUGUCUAAGAAAGUGGCGCCAUUCGCGAAACUGGCCGACUCGGACUCCGAAUCCAACAGUGACGAGGAGGAACCAGGCGUCGACCCUCCCAUGUUACCUCUCACUCUCACUUGGCCCAAACAUAAGUUAAAAAUUACUGUUUUGUCUGAUAGUGAGUUUUUAUAGACAGUUAUUGUGUAGAUAGUUUGGUUAAGUUAAGUAGCCUCUAAGGGCCAUCAGACUACCACAGAUGGGGCCCAGUAGGUCUCACAGAAAACCGACGUGAAGCAACGCUUAUGUUGUGUGAGUGAGGUUACCGAAGGCCCACUUACCCAUCUCCCCAAUCCCCAAUUCUCCAAUAACCCUUAAAUUCCUAAUCUUCAAAAGGCUGGCAACGCAUUUGUAAUGCUAGUGUUUCGACUGUCCAUGGGCGGCGGCGAUUGCUUACCAUCAGGUGAUACGUCGGCUCGUUUACCGGAUUAUACCAUACAAA
Spodoptera frugiperda (fall armyworm) is the source of this 1961-nucleotide messenger RNA. RefSeq names its product suppressor of fused homolog (gene Su(fu)). Lineage: Eukaryota; Metazoa; Arthropoda; Insecta; Lepidoptera; Noctuidae. Gene Ontology annotation, molecular function: transcription factor binding. Gene Ontology annotation, cellular component: cytoplasm; nucleus. The record is from RefSeq and is a predicted model, not a curated record. The coding region runs from base 131 to 1654 and encodes 507 amino acids. The transcript has 12 exons.